UGUGUUGGCCUCCCCUCUCCGGCACCUUUCUGCCUGGCCUGCACUCACAAUUCCACGCGCGCGCGCGCUCAUCAUGAAACGAUGGCCAUCGCGACCGGCAUCGUUGACGUUGCACAGCCACCCAUCGGUGCAACGCUGCGAACGGCAGCGAACGCAAUUGCAUCCGGUCAUAGGACGUCGAUGAGAAAGGCACCAGGAGCAGCAGCAGCAGCAGCACUAUCAACGGCAGCCGAAAGAUCGGCCAACACUGCGAAGCGUUAAAUUAAAGUGAAGUGUACCGUGAAACCAUCGAUUGAAAUAACACAAAAAAGGCGAGCGAAAGAGCCCCGGGUAGAGUCCUGGUGGUGGGGGGGCCCUUGGUCGGAUAGCACAAUCGGAACUAAUCGGGAACGGGAACGGUGAAAGGCGGGAGUGGACACGUCGGGGUUUCGUUGAGUGGUGAUUGCUUUGCUCACAGAAGACGCGCAGUGGCCGAGAAUGGCAGAACAGGAAACGGAACGGGCAGACGUUAAGGAAACGUUGACAUCCGGUCAGCUGGAGGACCGCGACCGGGUGCGUUGGCCAUCGUUCGUAGCCUCGACACUCGAAGAUGCCGCCGGACUGCCGAUGCAGCAGUGGCUGAAUGGGAGCGAACCGGACUACCAGCUACAACCGAACGGAUUGGAACGCACCGAACUGGUGGGCAACAUGUCGAACGGAACGACAUCCAAUGGCAUGGGGCAGGAAAUCAACAGCUUCUACUUCUACGAGACUGAACAAUUUGCAGUAUUAUGGAUCCUGUUCGUGGUGAUCGUGCUCGGUAACACGGCCGUCCUGGUGACGCUGUUUCUCAACAAAAACCGCAAAUCACGCAUGAAUUUCUUCAUCAAGCAGCUCGCUAUCGCAGAUCUCAGCGUGGGCCUGCUGAGCGUGCUGACGGAUAUCGUGCAGCGGAUAACGAUCUCCUGGUUGGCCGGGAACGUCGCCUGUAAGCUGAUCCGUUUCAUCCAGGUCUGGGUGACGUACGCUUCCACCUACGUGCUCGUGGCCCUCAGCAUCGACCGGUACGAUGCCAUCACGCAUCCGAUGAACUUUUCCGGCUGCUGGAGGCGAGCUCGUAGGCUGGUAGCAGCCGCCUGGGGUUUCAGUGCCGUCUUCUCGUCGCCCAUGUUCUAUCUCUACGAGGAGCGCGUCAUACAGGACCAGUUACAGUGUUGGAUCGACCUGGGUAAUGCAUUCCGGUGGCAGGUGUACAUGUGCUGGGUGUCCGCCUCGCUGUUCGUCAUCCCGGCGUUCAUCAUUUCCGCCUGCUACGUUAUCAUCAUUCGCACCAUCUGGAGCAAGGGUUCGAUGCUGGGACCGCCAGUGCCCGCCGCCCGCCCCACCAACAACGGUACCCCAAUGGUGGGCGCUAUCGGUGUGAACGGUAAUAAACAUCGUGCCCUACGGAACGGGGCCUGUGCCGAGCUGGCCAGCCGACGAGCGAGCUCCCGGGGCAUCAUACCGCGGGCGAAAGUGAAAACGGUCAAGAUGACGAUCGUGAUCGUGAUCGUGUUCGUGCUCUGCUGGUCCCCGUACAUCGUGUUCGAUCUGCUGCAGGUGUUCGAGCAGAUUCCCAAGACGCAAACCAACAUCGCGAUCGCCACGUUCAUUCAGAGUCUUGCGCCGCUCAACUCGGCGGCCAAUCCGCUCAUCUACUGUCUCUUCUCGACGCACUUCGUCCGCACAUUGAAAAGACUUCCACCAUUCCGUUGGCUGCUUUCGUCACCGCUUUGCUGUGCCAGUGAGGAAGAUCGCUCGAACCGGGGCCGCUGUGGUACGAUUUCGAGCGGGACACGGAAUCUGCGCAACCAGAACAGUAGCAGCUCGAUGCGUACCCUGACCACCUCGCUGACCAUCUCGACACGCCGGCCAACGGCCACCAUUACGACGCGCAGUGCGCUCAGCAGCGGUGGCCGGGUAGCAAUCGGUGGUACCAGCGUUGGCGGAGCGGCCAUCGGGGCUGGCGGUGUCACGGGCCGGCUCCUGGUGUAGCGACCCGUGGGUGGGGUGUCACUGCCUAGCAGUGUCCCGCCACCCGGUGCCACCCAGGUUUACCUCGAUACCGAGGGGAAAAUCUUUCUCGUUCACAAGACCGCCCUGCAUCAGCGGCUGGCGUAGACGACCAUGGGCCAAGGGUCGAUACCGAUGCGCGCCCUUUGGCUCCCGGUCCGCGGUGUUUAUCUAGUCAGGAUCCAGAGGUUGAAGGAUCGGAAUGGGAAUCGAGGCAGGAUAGAGAAGGAGAAAAGUACAUUAGGUUAGAAGCUAGCAGCGCCAUCGUCCCAUGACCCCAAUUCGAGUCCACCGGCCCACACGGGCCAGGUGGGAGUGCUCGAAAUGUUUCGAGCAUCGUCAUAAUUCAUUAAGUGCCGCAAGCUAAACUGUACUACGCGCGCUGUGUUUAAACCUCUGUUUGUGCCCACGCUGGAUGGAAGGAGGGAAAUUUCUUUCCUCGCCUCCACAGCCUACUCCAUCAAAUGGUUUAGCAUUCACUGGAAUGUCCUUAGAGCUGGUAUACGUUCUAGUGCCGUAGUAGUAAUGGCCGCAGGCAUAAUUGAAAUCCCCGUUUUCUAAAUCCAAAACCACACCUUGCGCUUAGCAAGGCUAUGCGAUGAGAGGAUCACUGUAAAUACCAGAUAAAGAAGGUUUUUUUAAUGUUGGUUCCGAACAAAUCCUACCCAAUAUCGAGCAAAGUACAGACAAGAGAUAUUUACUUUUAUUUCUUUUUUGUUAAAUAAAUGCAAAAACAAUCCCCUCCGUUUUUUUACGCUAGUAAGAAAGUGAUCAGCGAUCUCUGUUUCGUUCGUACUGGACAGUAUGUGUGGGUGAGUGGUGUAGCGAUAUGUAAUAUGUUGUAAGCAUCUAUUUAAGCGCAUUUGGCAGUGGAACAUAUUGAACAGAAUGAUCGGUUUUUAGAUGAAGCAUUUCGUACUGUAACUAGAUGAUAGAUAACGUAAUGUCCAUUCAGCACAACGAAGAACCCAGGUGUUGCUCAAACCUUAAGCCUACCCGGGCGAGUUUUAGUUUCCAACCCCCCCGGGGGGGUCCACUGUGGGGACGAAUCCGUGACGCGGAGACGCGGUAUAGUAAAUGGAAACCAUCGGUUGAUCUGUUGCUGCUUCGUGUACCAACCUGCGCGUUAGACUGAUCCGGGGGAAUGGUUCUUUGUAUUCUGCAUUUCUCAAAAAACCGGAAUCGACAACUAAG
This is a messenger RNA of Anopheles darlingi, 3225 nucleotides long. RefSeq names its product cardioacceleratory peptide receptor-like. Bases 478 to 2013 code for a protein of 511 amino acids. The transcript is spliced from 8 exons. NCBI's taxonomy places the organism in Eukaryota, Metazoa, Arthropoda, Insecta, Diptera, Culicidae. Gene Ontology annotation, molecular function: vasopressin receptor activity. The record is from RefSeq and is a predicted model, not a curated record. Gene Ontology annotation, cellular component: membrane. Gene Ontology annotation, biological process: G protein-coupled receptor signaling pathway.